Molecule: messenger RNA, 1326 nt
Organism: Purpureocillium lilacinum
Lineage: Eukaryota; Fungi; Ascomycota; Sordariomycetes; Hypocreales; Ophiocordycipitaceae
Source: RefSeq, a predicted model, not a curated record
AUGAUUAAGGUCAUAUACACGACGCGAGACUCAUGGGCCAAGAGCGACAUGUACGCCGUCAACGACGUUGUAUUCGAUGGAGAGCGACUAGCAAACGUCUUUUCACUCAGAGAUCAAGCCGUACACGCCCAGCAGGCGAAGCCAAUUAGAGGCCUCUGGGCCUUGGGCAAGCUGUUGGAAAUGGAGGCGUGCGUAGAUCAAGUCAUUCAGAUGUUUGUUGAUAAACUGGGUCACGACUUUGCAGACACCGAACCCGGCAAACGCUACUUCGCUUGGGAUGCUGCAGCAAAUGUCACUUUCGGCCACCCGCUCGGAUUCAUUCAGCAAGGGAGGGAUGUCCGGCGACUGAUCAAGGAGUCGCGAGACACGACCACGUAUUUCGCCGUCGUUUCUCAAAUCCCAUGGCUUGACAGUUGGCUGGGAAAGAAUCCCAUCGUCCCUCUCGGGUCCCGGGGCAUCUUGUGGAGCUUUUCGACUGCAGCAGAGCUUUACGCCGAAUACGACUCUGCGGCCAGCGGCAACGCCAAGGCCGGCGACGAUUGCCAUGGAAACUACUUCAUCGACAAAUACCACAAGUUGAAAGACACCCACCCUGACUGCGUGGAUGACAAGCAAGUCAUGCACUACCUGGUCCUGAACGUGGCUGCUGGAGGUGACCCAGUCGCCGGUGCACUGCGCGCGAUUGUGUAUCACUUGGCCAAGUCCUCACCGGCGUACCGAAAACUUGUCGCUGAGCUAGACGCAGCUCAGUUCUCCCUUCCAGCCCAGUGGAAGGACGUCAGCAAGCUUCUGUACCUCGACGCAGUUAUAUACGAAGCAGCUCGAAUGGCACCCAGCAUCGGCUCAAUGCUCGAGAGAAUUGUGCCUGCAAAAGGCCUCGAGCUCCCCGAUGGCCGCUACAUACCAGCAGGCACCAAAGUUGGGAUAAACCCUUGCGUCAUCUCACGCGACACACACGUCUUUGGCGACGAUGUUGACUCUUUCAAGCCCGAGCGGUGGCUGCAGCGACCCGACGAAGACGACCAGCAGUACGCUAUGCGAUACCAGCGCAUGCGAGAAACUGCCGACUUCAUGUUCGGAACAGGCAGCCGCGUCUGCAUGGGCAAGGCACUGGCCAAAAUGGAGAUGUACAAAUUGACGGCGACUCUGUACAGAAUGUUUGAUGCAAGUGUCUCCAAUCGGCAUUGGAUCGCAAUUAAUUCCGCGACUGACUCGCUGUGGCCAAAACAGAUAAGGCUCCCUGAUGAGCGACACGAGUGGACGUACCGGAACUCGUGGUUUAUGUUCCACGAGAACAUCCCCAUGGUGAUCACACGGCGGACAUGA